AGUCAUCAAAAAAUGUAAAGGCAUGCAGAGCUCUAACUGGGUCUAUAAAACACAGAAAGGACAAUAAAUAUUGACACACUAAAAGCAGUGGUUUGAUUUUUUUUUGUCAGAAUGAUUAAAGGUCAAAUUCAAUUAACCCCAAGAACCACCAAUAGGUUAAUAAAGACACUACUCAAAGUACAGCCGAAUAGGAUUGGAGAGUUGAGCUGAGGUUUACAUCAUUUCACCAAAACACAACAGAUCAUGUAGUAUAUUCCACUACAUGCCACCCUUAUUCCCCUCGUUACCUCCUUCCACUUUCUCUCUUAGUUGAAGUGUAAAAAUGUGGAGCUGAGCAGUGUGAGAGCUAAUAAGGUCCAGUGGGAAACCACAAAAAUUAAUGAAGUCUACUAAAAAGUCAUAUGAACUUCUCAAACUGGUCUAAUCAUCUGUACUAAAUUUUUUUUUUUUUUUUUUUUUUUUUUUGGCAUCUUUCGGUAACACUUUAGUAAAGGGAACAUGUAUUCACUAUUAACUAUGACUUUUCCCUCAAUAAACUCCUAAUUUACUGCUUAUUAAUAGUUAGUAAGGUAGUUGUUAAGUUUAGGUAUUGGGUAGGAUUAAGAAUGUAGAAUAAGGUCAUGCAGAAUAAGGCAUUAAUAUGUGCUUAUUAUCUACUAAUAAGCAGCUAAUAUUCUAGUAAUAUGCAUGCUAAUAAGCAACUAGUUAGAAGACCCUAAAAUAAAGUGUUACCGUCUGCUUUAAUGUUGUUCCUACUUUUGUUGGUCCUAUACUACAUUAAAAACACAAAAUUAUGUAAAUCACUCUUGCAGAGUAGCAUUACAUUUUCAACCAUAUUCUGUUCUCAAAUUCAAAUAGGGACAAGUAUCAUGAAUUCAUUUUAUCACUAAAACAACAUCAGAACAAGGUACUGGAUGUAUUUUUUAGCUCCGCAACUAGGAUCUAAUAAGCCAGAGAAACAUACACUUAAGAAAAUGUCAGUCGAAGUUUUAAGUUGCAUGUCUCUUGAAAGAUGAAGUGAGUGUAUAUGCGCAGUGAUCAAACAUGGGCUGCUGUAGAGCUAUACGGUGAGUACCAGAAUAAGCGUACCAUAGCGCUCAUUUCUGAGGCAGCAGCUUUGGGCUCCGUGUGAUUGAUGUUGAGGUCCAUAGAGCAGAUCAUCUCCCUCAGCCCUCACAUUUACAUACCGCGUAACCAGGCAUACAGCUAUAAAGCUCAGAUCUAUUUUUAAAACACACUCAAGCAGAGGGAAGAAGAUUUUUUAUUUAUGAUUAAGAAUAAGUUAUUCAAUAAGUCAAUAGCUCUGGCUAGCGCUGGUCUCAGACACUUAUUAAUUAAUUGGUUUAUAAUUGUAACAAGUUGUGAAUUUUUUUGCAUUUUUGGCACCACUGAAACUGUGUUUGGUUUAGCAAUUAUUUAUUUCCCUUCUUUAAAUCUGGACCUUAAUAUACUAUUUUACUGAAUUUUCCAGACAGACUUCAUGAAGUGUUUCUCUUAGUCUCUUCCUUACAUGGACAUACUCUUCAUGUACAUUUAAUUCUCUGCAUUCUUUGCCCUGAAGUAGUCCAAAUUGUUUAGUUGAUGGUCCCCACCCGCUCUGCGUGAGAAUAAUUCAAAUGAAAAUGAUCAAAAUAUUUACCCGCUUUAUAGCAGGUUAACUAUCCAAGCCGGCCUGAAUAGUGGGUGUGAGGUGUGUCAUUAAAUUAACAUUUAAACUCAGGCCAUUUAAUUAUCUAUUUCGUAAUGUUACCUUAAAACAAUCCUCCAAAAUAAUAGGCUACUUCAAUAACAAAUAUGCUGAUAUUAGAUUGGGAAAGAUGUAUGUCCUCACAGGAUUUUCUUUUAAAACAUUUUAGCUCUGCUUUUUCCGAUUUAGCACUCAGAUUAUAUGACUGCGACAAGAAAACCAAUCUGAUAAAAGGGUGUUUACAUUUUGUACACUGACUCAGUGUUGCUAUACGUUGAUAUGGAAAUUAGUAUACUUUAAUUGUUAAUGGCGACUAUCAACAUACAUAAUUAUCAUUUGAAAGGUUUUAUAAAACAAAAGCUGGAUUUGAAUCGAGAAACUAAAACUGUUUGACUAAGUAUUACUCAUGUGCAAGGUUUAGCACCGUUUUGCAUGCCCAAUGAAUCACUUUCAGAAACCAGCCUAUGGAUUUUUUCUCCGCCGUAUAUAGAAGGAAAGUUUCUGAUAGCUGAAACCCACCGCAAUUACAUCCGAUGACCAAUCAAAAACAAGACGCAAAGGAAAACAAAACCUGUGAUUGGUCUAAAACGCUACUGGUUUCAAGGCGCCCCGCAUCGAGGGGCAGUGAUUCUGAAUGAGGGGUGUGUAGAAACCGACGGCACAUUAUUGUAUGUGCGCUUCACUUGCGCUCAAACCUUCCAGUCAGUGAGAAGCGCGUCUACUCAGCGCACACGAAAGCGCACUCUGCUCAAGAUACCCGACUGAAGUUUUCCAGCACCGAUACGACUCCCUGAAAGGCAGUUCUAAAGUCACUGGAUACACAGGCUUAUACGCGGGAUUUGGAGAGCCAGACGGAAAACUUGAAAUAACAUUCGGAAGAUUCUCUCACAAACACUGAAGAAAAAAACUAUGCGCUCGUUGUGGAUUUAGUUUGGAUGUAUUUUCGGACUCUUGUCAGGGUUUUCUUCACAAAUCCACUCAUUUGCUUAACAUGAUUGCUUUCGCACCACGGGUGUCGUGACAAAAGCUCGAACAAGGAGUUUCUGGUCGCAUACGAACUGGCCACACAGAAACUUUUUCUCGGAGCAGCCGCUGUAAACUCGCAGCUUUAUUUCUUUCGGACCGAAUCACCUAAAUUUCCUCAAAAUGCAACACUGUUGCGAGAUUACUCGAUAUUUUCUUCUUUUUUUCACCCUGGCACUGCAGCCGUCCAGCGGUCAGUAUCAUGGAGAGAAGGGCAUCUCCAUUCCCGAGCACGGCUUCUGCCAGCCCAUAUCGAUACCUCUCUGUACGGACAUCGCCUACAAUCAGACCAUUAUGCCUAACCUUUUGGGUCACACCAACCAGGAGGACGCCGGGCUGGAAGUGCACCAGUUCUACCCCCUAGUGAAAGUGCAGUGCUCCAUGGACCUGAAGUUCUUCCUCUGCUCCAUGUACGCGCCGGUCUGCACUGUGCUCGAGCAAGCCAUUCCGCCGUGUCGCUCCCUGUGCGAGCGCGCGAGACAAGGCUGCGAGGCCCUCAUGAACAAGUUCGGUUUCCAGUGGCCCGAGCGACUGCGCUGCGAGAAUUUCCCGGUCCACGGCGCGGGGGAGAUCUGCGUGGGCCAGAACACCUCGGACGCGGGAAGCCCGACCUCAAACCCGACGCCCUACGUCCCAGAACUGAUCACAUUACAGCCGAGCGUGGUCAGACCCAACCAGCAAUUCACAUGUCCACUGCAGCUCAAAGUGCCCACUUAUCUGAAGUACCACUUCAUGGGCGAAAAGGACUGCGGGGCGCCAUGUGAGCCCACUAGACCCAACGGAUUGAUGUAUUUUAGAGAGGAAGAGGUCAAAUUUGGCCGGCUCUGGGUGGGCAUUUGGUCCAUUUUGUGCUGUGUCAGUACACUGUUCACAGUUCUCACCUACUUAGUGGACAUGAGGAGGUUUCGUUACCCGGAGAGGCCCAUCAUCUUCCUCUCCGGGUGUUACUUCAUGGUGGCUGUUGCUUACGCAGCUGGCUUUUUCCUUGAAGACAAAGUUGUUUGCAUUGACAAAUUCAACGACGAUGGUUAUAAGACCGUCGCGCAAGGCACCAAAAAAGAGGGCUGCACUAUCCUCUUCAUGAUCCUCUAUUUCUUCGGGAUGGCAAGUUCAAUCUGGUGGGUCAUUCUGUCCCUCACAUGGUUCCUCUCUGCGGGAAUGAAGUGGGGUCAUGAAGCCAUCGAGGCCAACUCUCAGUAUUUCCACCUCGCUGCUUGGGCUGUUCCAGCAGUUAAGACCAUCACCAUUCUCGCCAUGGGCCAAGUGGAUGGCGACCUUCUCACCGGUGUGUGCUACGUUGGCAUCUACAACGUGGACUCGCUGCGUGGCUUUGUCCUCGCGCCCCUUUUCGUAUACCUCUUCAUCGGCACCUCGUUUCUCCUGGCAGGCUUCGUGUCGCUUUUCCGCAUCAGAACCAUCAUGAAGCACGACGGCACCAAGACGGAGAAGCUGGAGAAGCUGAUGGUGCGCAUCGGCGUGUUUAGUGUGCUCUACACGGUUCCCGCUACCAUCGUGAUCGCGUGCUACUUCUACGAGCAGGCUUUCCGAGAGCAAUGGGAGAAGACCUGGCACAUGCAAACGUGUAAGCGAUUCGCCGUCCCUUGCCCGGUCAAUAACUUCGCCCCUAUGUCUCCAGACUUCACCGUAUUCAUGAUAAAGUACCUGAUGACCAUGAUAGUAGGAAUCACCUCUGGAUUUUGGAUAUGGUCUGGGAAAACUCUGCAGUCGUGGCGCAGGUUUUAUAAAAGGCUCAGCAAUAGUAACCAAGGCGAGACGACGGUAUGAAAAAGAAGCGAGUCUUCAUAAUAGUUUUGGUCAGGCUACAGGCCAUGUAACUUUUCUCUGAGGUAAAUGUCUCGAGCGGAGACAUGCGAACUGUUACGCGAAACGAGACUUGUUGAGUGAGUUUUGUGGACACUACUGUGUGCCUAAACGUUUCCACGGUGGAAACGGACCAUCAUGAACAGUGUUAUCAGCCUGAGUCUGUUUAACCGUUGUUUUUUCUCAUAUAUCUGUAUGUGAAAAAGACAUUUGACUGUAUUUCUGUGUAUCAUUUGCAGAUGUGAGAUCUCUGUAGACAGUACUGAAUGCUUUGCGCAACGCUCACGGUUCUGUACCUGAAAUUUUGGACGUAAUUUGCCUUAUACACAUGUACCAUCCCUUGUUUAAACUGGGGACUUGUAUGACUUUCGCAGCCCUCCGUCGACAAUCAUGCAUACUAGGCACACAUGGACCGUCAAGUACGCAUUAGGAUUGGGAUACUUAUAUGCAUGUGUACAGCUGUGAAUUUAUGCAAGCUCCCUUUAAAUGAUGUAACGUGUAAAUAAUCACCUUUUCUCAAAGAAUAUAUGUAUUUAUGAAAAUAAUCUUGCUGUUUUUUACUUGGUUUUUAAAAUUUGGUAAGAGACCUUUGUAUCUGUACAGUUUCGCUGAAUAAAAUGAUUAGAUUUUUAA
Molecule: messenger RNA, 5164 nt
Organism: Ctenopharyngodon idella (grass carp)
Lineage: Eukaryota; Metazoa; Chordata; Actinopteri; Cypriniformes; Xenocyprididae
Gene: fzd7a
Product: frizzled class receptor 7a
Exons: 1
Coding region: 2834-4495 (553 amino acids)
Biological process (GO): canonical Wnt signaling pathway; non-canonical Wnt signaling pathway
Cellular component (GO): plasma membrane
Molecular function (GO): Wnt receptor activity; Wnt-protein binding
Source: RefSeq, a predicted model, not a curated record